AAUGGUGGUGGGAAUAGCGACGGUGGUGGUGGUGGUGAGUCGAGCAACUGCGCAGAUCCGAAAGUCUCUCAGCCGCGAGUACGUAACCAAACUCCGAUUUAGUGAGGACUGACUGUUCCCGUUUGCAGUGCAGCUCGAAAUCUCAGGGAGAAACCGCGGGUCUUUCGUCCUCUCCUUCUUCUGUCCCUCUCUAUCUACGUCUAUCUGUCUCUUUCUCUCUACCCUUUCUCUCGCUAUCACGUUCGUACGCUUACUCCCUCUGUGUCUCUCCCUGUCUCUCCCUCUACUUUCUCAACCGUUGCUUCUACGGUGCCUUUUGUUUUAGUUUCGCUCGCCGCGGCAAAGUACGUCCAUCGCGUUUUUUAUUCGCGGCCCGUCUAUCUAUCCGGACGAGAUACGUGCGCGAGUCGAGCGUCUAUGAUCCUUUCGCCGGUCGGAAGGGGUCGUCAAUCGACGUUGUUCGAGAGACCGUGACGGGUUUUCGGUACAGGAGCGGUCGUCGUGUCUCGUGCGAAUUCCAAGUGGUUCCCCAUGGGCAGUCACGUGGCUGGCCAGUGAUUCGAGAGCAGACGCGACGUUGAUUUCGCUUUGGACAACUCGUCUCUCUGUGCCCAGGAUGAAACGUGCGUGUGCCAGUUGAUCACCGGUUCCCUGGACGUUGGACGACCCGUGCCAGCGGGAUUGGACCCGCAGGACGUCUGCCGUGUGUGCGAGGAAUCGACGUCGGGGCCAGGUCGAUGUGCACAACUCCGGGGGAACGUGCUGAAACUCCACGUCUGUCAGUGGUAGUUCCAGUGGAGGAGGAGUUCAUAUGGAAUGGCAUCACGUGGCCCCACGGCGACGACGCUGCCAGUCGCGAUAGCGAUGGCCGUCGCGAUGUCAGUGAUGGCGAACGGUCUCUGUCCGACGCAAUGUCGCUGCGACGACGACACCUUGAGCGCAUCCUGCGCUUACGCGGGCCUGGAGGUCGUUCCGAUCCAAUUGAAUCCGGAAAUCAAGCACCUGGAUCUGUCCAACAACCGUGUCGGGAACAUUCACCUCUCGUUUGGGUUCUACGGUAACCUGGAGACCCUCGAUCUCACCUCGAACGCCAUCCACACGUUGGGCUCGGACAACUUCGUCUUCCAGAAGAACCUGGUCGCCCUGAACGUGAGCGACAACGCGGUCAGAGCGUUGGCGAAGAACGCGCUUCAAGGUAUGGACAUUUUGAAGGAGCUGAACCUGGCCAGCAACAACAUCUCCGACAUGGACGAGCAAGCGUUCAAGAGCACCAGCGAGCUAGAAGUCCUGAAUCUCAGCGACAACCCAAUCACCAGUUUGCCCGAGGGCCUGCUGAGGAAUCUGCACAAGAUUCGCACCCUCGUUCUGAACAGAAACUCGCUGCUCGAGAUCCCGACGGACAAUUUGGCACUGGCACCCAGUCUGGAGAACGUAGACCUGUCCGACAAUCUGAUCCAGGAGCUGGACAGGGACUCGUUGCCCUCGUUGCCGUCGUUAGUCUCGCUGGAUCUCGCGAACAACGUUAUCAGGAACAUCGCUGACGACGCGUUCGACCGUCUGCCGGGCCUGUUGCGUCUGGACCUAUCGGGAAACAAUCUGACGUCCGUGCCCACGUCUUCGCUGGCCAGGCUGAACGUUCUGUCGCACCUGGUGCUCAGUCGUAACCCCCUGGGCAGCCUCGAACCGGUCGGAUUUAGGAAUCUCUUCGAACUGAGGAGCCUCGAGUUGAACGACUGCACGAUCGUGAGCGUUCACGCGAGGGCGUUCGCCGACAACGUGAAUCUCGAGCGAAUCUCGUUGGACGGGAAUCGGGGGCUGAAGGAGCUACCCGCUAGGGUUCUUUACAGUGCCAGAUAUCUGAAAUGGGUGUCCCUGCGUCGGUGUAGCCUCUCCACCCUGCAACCCACGCAGUUCCCCGUGGACGGGCUGUCCGCUCUACGAGUCGGCGGCAAUCCCCUCGUCUGCAAUUGCUCCGUGCAUUGGCUGUGGAACGUUAUCAGGGCGGAGGAACGACGGAACGAGUCGAGGCUCGAACUGGAUACCCGCGAUAUCAUCUGCAGCGACGAGGAGUUCGCUGGGAAAGCGUUGAUCGCCCUAUCGGAGGGCUCGCUACGUUGCCGUCUGAGUCCUCUCUAUCUGUCGUUGUCGGCCGCCGGCUGUCUGGCCGCGACGGCGACCAUUCUGGCGCUGAUAGCGCAUCUCACGAGGACGAAGAGGAAGAAACGGAUGGCGUACGCCGCCCCUAAUCGCCCCGAGUUCCUGGUUUACGUCGGCAGAAACAACGACGAGAUGGACAAGAACGCGGAGUCGUACAGCAGACGUUUGCUGGCAAGGAGCGAGGACACCCCCUACGACACGCCGCGCGGCAAGAUCGGCCAGCCGAGUCCACCUCAGUCCCAGGACACGAACAUCUACGAGACCCCCAAGUACAACCGCGUCUCUAGACGAGACGGAGAACAGCCGUAUCGCGGCCAAACGGAAGAGGGUGUGUACGCGGUGGCGGACGUGACCGAUCUCCGCGACGAGCCACCGGAAGUGAUGUCCCUCUAUCGCAUGCAGAGUCCCGCUGCGCCCAGAUCCAACGGACACCGGCUGGACUACGGUUACGACUACGAUUACGAUUACGAUUACGAACCGCCGCUUCCCGAGAAGCCGCACGUCGUGUUUGUCUGAACGCCUUUGGGGACCUGUUACGUUCCGUCGUUGCGCGAAUCGAGUCUCGAGUCUCUGGAGCAGUGGUUCUUAUUAUUUUCGAACUCUUGGCAGAGUUACGAAGUGGCCAGUCUUUCUGGAUGAGGUUACACAGGAUAAACUUAAUUAUCGUCGAGAGGAUUCAAUUUGCCGAUUCGAGUGAGCUGUUGGAAGGGUGGAACGAAUAGAAUUUACUUCUAGAGUGGGUUAUGUCUCGUUCUAGGUUCGCUCGGCGACCGUACUUCGAAGCGGUGCCGUACGCGUGAUCCGUAGAAUUUGUUGUAUUUUUCAUUAUACCUUUGAGAGUAGUAAUAUCGGUGAAUCGACAAGAUUUCGUGCCAGAGAUGAGCCCAAACUCGACCUCGUUCGUACUGAAAUGGCGUAUCUGCCAUCGUGGUCUGCAAACUAGGUCGUUUACGCCCACUCCAAGCUUUUAUUUUUAUGUUCUAAGCUUAAAAAAAAAGUAUAUGUAGAAAAAAUUGGGAUUACAUUUUGAAGUUUCCAGAACAUCAUCCGAUAGUUGUGAAAGUGGAAUUAGGACGGGGAAGGGUUUUCCGCCCAUCUUCGUUUCGCAGGAACUUGAGAGCAAAAGUUAGCUCAGAUUUUCCAUGACCCAGUUCGCACACAGAGGAUUAAAUAAUUCAAUAAUAAAUUGCUAGUGAAUUAUAACUCCAAGGAAGAGGAACAAGUUGGUUCGAAAGGAGCAUCAGCUGAAACGUAAACAUGUAUUAAAAUUCUUCUUAAAGUUUCUUUGUUCUAGACUAAAAUUAACUGAUGCUUUGUUUGGGAACAGACUUUUGUUAGUUAAGAAUCACUGCUCUGCAGGGGUGCUCGAGCCAUUCGCGUCGCUGAAAGUUUCGUGUCGUCGACAAGUUGCCACCCGUAGUUUGGAAACGUUUCUUCGAAUUCCUUCGAUUACCGAGGGAAGCGCGGGCAAUCGUCGCUAUCGCGGGGACAGGAGGAUUUAAUAUAACCCGAUCUCUUCUGACUGAUUGCCAGAGAUCAACCGCGAUACGGUAAAUCCAUCCUUCGCCCGAAAGUAUCGAUUCUGUCAUCCGUGAGGAGGUCUGCGAGCCGUGCGUUUCAUCGCAGGGAGUGAAAGGACUGAGUCGAAAAGUGGCCAUUUUUAGUAGUCGUUGGAGAAGAUAAAUUCGUAUGUGACGUGUACCAUGGAGAAUCACGAAACAAUUGUUUAACGUGUGAUGGGAAAAUUGAGAUAAACUUACUCGAUGUUUCGAGUGCUGUAGCGAGUGCAACUCACCCUUAAGUGGCACGUGUGUACUUACGAAUAGAUUAUUGCUUUAGGUUUAGUUAGGUUUAGCUACUUUUUUGUUCUUAAGUUACUUAAGUACAAAGUAUGAUUUCUACUUAAGUACAAGUUAUGAAGACCUGCAUAGAUAAGAAAGAAACGAGGUAUCAAUUGACGACAAAAAUGAUUGAAACUUCCUGUUGAAGACAGAAAGAAGACAGACUUGCCCUUAAUUAACGGAUGAUGAGCCAUCGGGUGUAUGUCCUCAUUUAUCCCAUUUUUGGAUCCUCGCAUCUCAAAAACAAAUUCAUAAUUCACGAACCACGAUCAGACCUAUGAAAUUUCCUCUCGUAGAUAAGAAUCAGGUUUAUUACAAUUAUCCCAUCGCGCAUGAAUUGAACAACUGCCUCUAAUUGUUCGGGUACAAGUGCCUGUUACCCAAAAAAUAGCUAUUUUCACGACGAGUGCCAACGAUGGCCCUCCACUGCCCUUCGCAUCGAUCACCGCGAUCGAAUCGACCGAUGCGAUAACGCGAGGAUCGUUCACGCCGUGGUCUACCGGGUGUACGAGUCGAAAAUGAAAUGUCUUCCGAGAUAGUUGCGCCAACCCGUAGAAGCAGAAUGCAUUUUCACUGGGCGAACGCAAUCUGACUUGGAAUGUAAAUUGGU
Messenger RNA from Hylaeus volcanicus, 4608 nucleotides. Its product is annotated as carboxypeptidase N subunit 2-like. NCBI's taxonomy places the organism in Eukaryota, Metazoa, Arthropoda, Insecta, Hymenoptera, Colletidae. Gene Ontology annotation, molecular function: protein binding. The record is from RefSeq and is a predicted model, not a curated record. Bases 817 to 2673 code for a protein of 618 amino acids. The transcript has 2 exons.